CACUAUAUAUAAAUUUCAGCCGUGUCCCUAAACCCUAAUUCCUCUUUGCAUAACCCUAGUAUUGAAGGAGGUGAUGGCGCCAAAGCAGCCGAAUACAGGGCUAUCUGUUGGGCUAAACAAAGGCCAUGUUGUCACCAAGAAGGAGUUAGCUCCACGCCCUUCCGACCGAAAAGGGAAAACAAGCAAAAGAGUCCACUUUGUGAGGAGCCUUAUCAGAGAGGUUGCUGGAUUUGCUCCAUAUGAGAAGAGGAUUACUGAGCUUCUCAAAGUUGGAAAGGACAAGCGUGCCUUGAAGGUAGCCAAGAGGAAGUUGGGUACUCACAAGAGGGCAAAGAAGAAGAGAGAAGAGAUGUCUAGUGUUCUCCGUAAGAUGAGGGCUACUGGAGGUGCUGAAAAGAAGAAGUGAAGCUUGUUUCCUCCACAAUUGAUGAUUGAAGAACCCAGCUAAUUCACUAGCUUUUAUAUUUGCAAUGUGCUUUUGUUUUCAAGAAAGGAGACUUGUGAUUAGAAGUUCCCCAUUGAUGUUUCAUGACGAUUUUGGAACUAGUGAUAUUUUAGACAUUUUUGCAAA
Messenger RNA from Lycium ferocissimum, 571 nucleotides. RefSeq names its product large ribosomal subunit protein eL36z-like. Gene Ontology annotation, biological process: cytoplasmic translation. Gene Ontology annotation, molecular function: structural constituent of ribosome. NCBI's taxonomy places the organism in Eukaryota, Viridiplantae, Streptophyta, Magnoliopsida, Solanales, Solanaceae. Gene Ontology annotation, cellular component: ribosome; cytosolic large ribosomal subunit. The transcript has 4 exons. The record is from RefSeq and is a predicted model, not a curated record. The coding region runs from base 74 to 406 and encodes 110 amino acids.